AUGUCUGCUGCAGUCGCCCCGGCUGCAUCGACUCUCCGAACAAUGUCUUCUUCCCCCAUGGACUCGAAGAAGACUGAAACAGAAGACUCGCAGGUCGCGUCUUCCCAGGAUCAAAAGUCCAACCCAGAGCCUCAGACCUCGUUGGCGCCACCGCCGCGACCGGGUGCGCCUACUGCGUCUGAUACCCCAGACUACUUCAGCUCCAUGCAUAAUCCCUUUUCACUGGAGCCCAAUCCAUUUGAGCAAUCCUUUAGUGGAGAUCCAGCAACGGAGACUCCAGGAAAAUCACUUCUGCCCUCUGUAGCUGCACUCACCUCCCCGGCCAUACCUGGAUCAAACACUGGAAACGGGUACAACUGGUCAAACUCCCUUCGCUCCGGACCCCUUAGUCCCGCUAUGCUUCCUGGGCCGACAGGCGGCAACGACUACUUCGACAGUAUCGGUCGCGGCUUCCCAACCCCGAACGAGUCGUCCCUCCGUACAGGCCUGACCCCUGGCGGUGGUGGCUCUAUGUUCCCUGCACCCAGUCCUAAUUCCCAGGCUCUACUGCAUCAACUUCAGAACGGUGGCGCCACCCCCUCGACUAUUGAUUUCCACCGCACUGCCCUCGCGGCAAAGAAAAAUAACGCGAACGCUGUUACGUCCAAUCCUACUGAGCAGGAACAAAGUAAUGCCAAUAACAUGGAUGUGAAACCCGCCCGCCCGGCCGACUUCACUCAGCACGAUGCGGCUGAUGCGGCAAACGGCCUUUUCAUGCUGGCCAAAGGUGGCCAGGCGAACAAUGCGCCAAUGAACCAGGCCUCCAUGCAAAAUGAUAACCGCUCUGCAGCUGCCCGACGCGUGUCUCAAAAUACCAACGGCACUAGUGGAGAUGAUAUGUCUGACGCGGAACCUGCCAAGCCUGCCAAGGGCAAGGGUAAAAAGAAUGCUCCCAAGCCCGCUGCCGGUAAUAACCGCCGUAAGGCUGAAGAGGCGCCCAAGGGAUCCAACAAGCGGACCAAGAUGAGCAUGGAUAUGCCCUCGGACAUGGAGGAUGAUGAUGACGAUGAUGAUGACAUGAAGAAAUUCCCGAUGGACACGAAGAAAAUGACUGACGAGGAGAAGCGUCGUAACUUCCUCGAGCGUAACCGUGUCGCUGCUCUCAAGUGUCGCCAGCGCAAGAAGCAAUGGUUGGCCAACCUCCAGGCCAAGGUCGAGCUUUUCACUACCGAGAAUGAUGCUCUUACCGCUACUGUGACUCAGCUCCGUGAGGAAAUCGUCAACCUUAAGACUCUCCUGUUGGCACACAAAGACUGCCCAGUCUCUCAGGCCCAGGGUCUGGGUCCCCUCAUGAUGAACGGCAUGCCUGGUGGCUACGAGCACCACGGCUACAACAUGCCUCCUGGCAUGGGCAUGCAGCAAGGUGGAAUCCCCGCACAAGGCAUGCGUCGCUAA
Molecule: messenger RNA, 1434 nt
Organism: Penicillium brevicompactum
Lineage: Eukaryota; Fungi; Ascomycota; Eurotiomycetes; Eurotiales; Aspergillaceae
Gene: atfA
Product: bZIP transcription factor atfA
Exons: 3
Coding region: 1-1434 (477 amino acids)
Biological process (GO): regulation of transcription by RNA polymerase II
Molecular function (GO): DNA-binding transcription factor activity, RNA polymerase II-specific; RNA polymerase II cis-regulatory region sequence-specific DNA binding
Source: RefSeq, a predicted model, not a curated record